This is a messenger RNA of Sugiyamaella lignohabitans, 4059 nucleotides long. RefSeq names its product ATP-binding cassette alpha-factor transporter STE6 (gene STE6). Gene Ontology annotation, biological process: transmembrane transport. Gene Ontology annotation, cellular component: membrane. Lineage: Eukaryota; Fungi; Ascomycota; Dipodascomycetes; Dipodascales; Trichomonascaceae. The record is from RefSeq and is a predicted model, not a curated record. The transcript has a single exon. The coding region runs from base 1 to 4059 and encodes 1352 amino acids. Gene Ontology annotation, molecular function: ATP hydrolysis activity; ABC-type transporter activity; ATP binding.
AUGUCUGAGGAGAAGGAUUUUUCCGUGAGUUCGCCCGACGGGUCGAGUUCUCGUGGCUCGGACAGUCGUGUGGACAAUGAGAAGGCCGUGGCUGUCGCUGCGGCCGCUGAUAGACAGCAGCAUCAACAGCAGCUGCACCAGAAUCAGAAGAAAAAGGGCCUAUUUGGCCUGUUUGGCAAGAAGAAGGCCGACAAUGAUAGUGUGGUGACUUCGAAAUCUUCUAAAGCUAAAGAUAAAGAAGAAGACCCAUUUCAUAAUUUUUCAGAGCAUGAUGCUAAGAUUUUGCGGGAUCAGAUUCAGUCUCCUGAACCAUCUGUCUCUUUGAAGACGUUGUAUCGAUAUGCUAAUAAGAAGGAUGUUGCUAUUCUUAUUCUUGGUUAUGGAUGUUCUAUUGUGGCAGGUGCUGCUUUGCCUAUGUUUACUUUGGUGUUUGGUAACCUGACACAAGAGUUUUCGGCAUUUUUCACUGGUGAAAACCCCGAUCCUGAAAAGUUCCAAGCUGGCAUCAACCACAACACCCUAUAUUUCCUAUAUCUUGGUAUCGGUAUUAUUGUUUUUUCGUUUGUUGACACUUAUAUCCACGUCGAGCGUGGUGAGGUCUUGACGGCUCGUAUUCGUCAACAGUACUUGAAGGCCAUUUUGAGACAGAAUAUUGCAUACUUCGACAAGCUCGGUGCUGGUGAAGUCACCACUCGUAUCACCAACGACACAAACGCUAUUCAGGAAGGUAUUUCUGAAAAGGCCGGUUUGAUUGUUAGUGGGUUGUCCACAUUUGUCGCUGCUUUAGUCAUUGCAUUUGUCAGAUCUUGGAGACUGGCUCUUAUUUUAUUGUCUGUAGUAGUCGCCAUUACCGGUUCCAUGGUCAUGGGCUCUGUUUUUGUUAUCAAAUUCACUGGCAUGUCCACUUCCGCUUAUGGAAAAGGUGCUACUGUAGCUGAGGAGGGUUUGUCUGCUAUUCGUAAUACUGUUGCUUUCGGUGCUCAGAAUAGAUUGGCUGAGAAGUUCGAUGUCCAUCUUGCUGAGACUAUGAAGUACGGUAUUUUCAAGGAGCGAUCUGUGACUGUUAUGGUCGCUUGUUUGUGGUCGGUUAUUUACUUGUCUUAUGCUCUCUCUUUCUGGGAGGGUUCAAGAUUUAUUGUACAGGGCCACAUGCAAGUUGGUAGUGUCAUCACUGUCAUCAUGGCUAUGAUGAUCGGUGCUUUCCAACUUGGUCACGUUGCUCCAUCCUUCCAAUCCAUUAGUGUUGCACUUUCUUCUGCCAAGAAGAUUUUCGAGGCUAUUGAUCGUGUUCCUACUAUUGAUAGUGAAUCUGAGAAGGGUGAGGUUCUUGACGAGGUCCAAGGCCAUAUCCAACUUAAGAAUGUCAAGUUUGUCUAUCCUUCAAGACCCGAUGUCACUGUUUUACACGACAUGAAUUUAGAGGUCAAGCCUGGUCAGACCGUUGCCCUUGUGGGUAUGUCUGGUUCUGGUAAGUCCACUAUCAUUGGUCUUCUUGAGCGAUUCUACAAGCCUCUUUCUGGAUCUAUCACUAUUGAUGGUAAGGAAAUUGACACUCUUAAUGUCAAGUGGUUGCGUCAACAAAUUGCCCUCGUGUCUCAGGAACCCACUUUAUUUGCUGUUACUAUCUAUGAGAAUAUUUGCUUUGGUUUGAUUGGUACUCCUUAUGAGGACGCCCCUGAGGACAAGAAGCGUGAGCUUGUUGUCGAGGCUUGUAAACAAGCUAAUGCCUGGGAGUUUAUUCAGAACAUGACUGAUGGCCUUGAUACCAAUGUCGGUGAUAGAGGUUUCCUUAUGUCUGGUGGUCAAAAGCAACGUAUUGCUAUUGCUCGUGCUAUUAUUUCCAACCCUAAGAUCCUGUUGCUUGAUGAAGCUACCUCUGCGCUUGAUACCAAGUCUGAGGGCAUUGUUCAAGAAGCCCUUGACAGAGCCUCAAAAGAAAGAACUACCAUUGUUAUUGCCCAUCGUUUGUCUACUAUCAAAGAUGCUGAUAAGAUUGUUGUCAUGUCUAGAGGUGACAUUGUCGAACAAGGUACUCACCAGGAGCUUGUUGCCAUGGGCGGUGUCUACCAAAGACUAGUCGAGGCUCAGCGUAUUACUGCUGCCAUUAAACAAGAACAAGAAGAAGGUACAGAUGUUCUCAACGAUUCUGACCUUGAUUCCCAAGCUCCUCAUAAGUACAUUCCUGAUGAAGAUGAAGAACCACUUAAAAAGGUUGGAACCACAAAGUCCAUUUCCAGUGAUAUCAUUGCCAACCAGAAGCACGACACUAAAAAGGUCAAGCGUAAUGUGAUCCAAUUGAUUUCCAUGCUCUUGACUUUCAACAGAGAAGAAAAGUGGUUUAUGAUUAUCGGUGCUACCGCCUCGUCUAUUGCUGGUUUCGGUUACCCCGCUCUGUCCAUGUUGUUUGCCAAGAUCAUUCAAGCCUUGAUGGUCACCCCUGAUCAUUACGGUGAGAUGCGUCACCAAGUCAAUGUCUUUACUGGUUAUUUCUUCAUGAUUGGUAUUAUUAUGUUUGGUGUUUUCAUCGUCAUGAUUGGUUGUUUGUCGUAUGCCUCGCAAAAGCUCGUUCGUAAGAUUCGUCUUCUUGUGUUCCGUCAAUACAUGAGAAUGGAUAUUGAGUUUUUCGACCGUGAUGAGAACUCUACUGGUGCUUUGACCUCGACUCUUGCUAAGGACGCCCAAGCCGUUGAAGGUUUUGGUGGUGCCACUUUGGGUCAAGUUUUGCAAUCAAUUAUCACUCUUUUCGGUGGUAUUAUUGUUGCCAUUGCAUUCAACUGGAGACUUGGUCUUGUCUGUACUGCAUGUGUCCCUAUUCUUGUUGGUUGUGGUUUCAUGCGUAUGUAUGUCAUGAUCCAACUUUCAGAAAGAGCCAAGAAGGUUUACGAGGAUUCUGGUGCUUAUGCUUGUGAGAGUAUCUCUGCUGUGCGUACUGUUGCUUCUUUGACUAGAGAGCACGGUGUGUGGAGAACCUACGCCGAUGCUGUUGAGAGCCAAGUCAAGCGUUCUCGUCCAGCUAUUGCUAGAUCUGCUCUUAUGUUUGCAUUGUCACAAGGUUUGACCCCUUGGGUAAUGGGUCUUGGCUUUUGGUACGGAUCCACCUUGCUCAAGACUUUCACCAUUAGUUCGUUCCAAUUCUUCGUUGCAUUCACUGCUGUCGUCUUCGGUGCUCAGGCAGCUGGUUCAAUCUUUUCAUAUGCUCCUGACAUGGGCAAAGCCCGUCAAGCCACCGGUAACGUUGCUGAGAUCCUUGAUGUUACUCCUAAGAUUGACACCUGGUCAAACGAGGGUGAGGUCCUUGACCCUGCUGCUGUCGAGGGCAAUGUUGAGUUCAGAGGCGUUCACUUCAGAUACCCCACCAGACCUGAGGUGCCUGUAUUGAGAGGACUCAACCUUACUGUCAAGACCGGCCAGUAUGUUGCUCUUGUCGGAGCUUCUGGUUGUGGUAAGAGUACCACCAUUGGUCUUAUUGAGAGGUUCUACUCUCCCUUGGCCGGUCAAGUUCUUCUUGAUGGACAUGAUAUCUCCGAAUUGAAUGUCAACGAAUAUCGUAAUCACAUUUCUCUUGUACAACAAGAACCUGUUCUCUACUCAGGAACUAUCAGAGAGAACAUCAUGCUUGGUACUAAGGACGGUCAAGAGGCUACUGAGGAGGAGAUGUAUGCUGCUGCUCGCAAGGCCAAUAUUCACGACUUUGUCAUGUCACUUCCUGAUGGCUAUGAGACUUUUGCCGGUUCAAAGGGAGCUCUUCUUUCUGGAGGUCAGAAGCAACGUAUUGCUAUUGCUCGUGCACUUAUCAGAAACCCCAAGGUUCUGUUGUUAGACGAGGCCACAUCUGCUCUGGAUAGUGAGUCCGAAAAGGUCGUACAACAAGCUCUCGACGAGGCUGCUAAGGGCAGAACCACCAUUGCUGUUGCACACCGUCUGUCAACCAUUCAGAACGCUGAUAUUAUCUACGUUUUCGACGAAGGUAGAAUCUUGGAGGCCGGAACCCACCAGCAACUGCUCGCCAACAGAAGCAGGUACUUCGAGCUCGUCCAAAUGCAAUCUCUGGAUGCAUAG